GUUAAAAUUCUUCGCAGCUGGAAUGGGAGUGUUUACAAAAUGAUUUGGCCUGAACUUUUGAUAUUUUGUCUGAUAUACUUAAGUCUUAGUAUAACAUAUCAUCUUCUUCUUAAUGAAUUCCAAAAAGAACAUUUUGAAACUGUGGCUAAAUAUUGUGAUGAGUUCAGUAGAAAGUUGCCUUUGUCUUUUGUUUUAGGGUUUUUUGUGUCCACAGUUGUAUAUAGGUUCUGGAUUCAGUUUAAUAAUAUUGCUUGGCCUGCUGAUGUUGCUAUUAAAGUUAAUGCUCUUAUUUCAGGAAAAGAUGAAGAAGGUAGGAUGCUAAGAAGAACAAUAAUGAGGUACAUCUGUGCAGGUUAUGUUUUUGCGUUUUGUUCUAUAAGUGCUCCAAUCAAAAAGCGGUUUCCCACGUUAGAACAUUUCGUUCUGGCAGGGUUUUUGCUUCCAAAUGAAAAAAUUAUAUUUGAAAAUAUACCAACUACAAUUAAUAAGUAUGUCAUUCCUUUUGUUUGGGCUGCAAAUUUAGUGCAGAAAGCUAAAAAAGAAGGAAGGACUAAAGAUCAAAUGACAGCUCACAUUCUUAUAAGUGCUAUAAAUGACUUCAGAGGAAAAAGCGGCAUGUUGACAAGUCUAGACUCUGUCACUAUACCAUUAGCAUACACACAGGUGGUGAUUCUUGCAGUUUUCAUAUUUUGUACUGCCUGCCUUAUGGGAAGAUAUAAAUUUGACGACGGGGAUGAGGCAGAUUAUCAUUUACCUCUACUCACAAUAUUUCAAUUCAUAUUUUACAUGGGAUGGUUAAAGGUUGCUCUAAGUGGGUUGCAUGCAUUCGGUGAUGAUGACGAUGACUUCGAGCUCAACUCUCUAAUUGAUAUGGCUUUACAGGAAUCCUAUUUGAUUGUAGAUCAAAUGUAUGACGUCUUACCAGAAUAUGGGCACGAUAUAUUCUGGAAUAAACGAGUUGAAAUACCAUACACAGAGAUGUCCAUCAUGACCAUGAAAGAUUUCUACAUUGGAUCUGCCACAACAUACCAGUUUUUAAUUUUCGUUUUACAUUUUUUGAAAGCUAUACGAGUUUGA
Molecule: messenger RNA, 1077 nt
Organism: Helobdella robusta
Lineage: Eukaryota; Metazoa; Annelida; Clitellata; Rhynchobdellida; Glossiphoniidae
Exons: 8
Molecular function (GO): chloride channel activity
Source: RefSeq, a predicted model, not a curated record